Linepithema humile (Argentine ant) is the source of this 1475-nucleotide messenger RNA. NCBI's taxonomy places the organism in Eukaryota, Metazoa, Arthropoda, Insecta, Hymenoptera, Formicidae. The record is from RefSeq and is a predicted model, not a curated record.
AAGCUAUUUUUGUCAUCAAAUAAGAUUUCACAAAUUGAGAAUGUCUCACAUUUGGUCAGAUACAACAGCAGUUAAAUCACAUCCAAAGAAAACCAGGUGAAAUGAUGAACGCAGGAUUUCCAGGUCCACGAAUUGUUACGCCUAAUUAAUUUUUAAGACAAAGUCCAUCGCCUUUGGCUUCGAGUCCAGCUGGAUUAGGAGCACCCCAUCCAGAUGGUAGCCUCGCUUGCUCUAGUGCCAUCACCAAGCUCUCAACAUGCAAUAAUGACGGGACCUGCUCGUUCCGUAAAUUCCAUAGGUAUGGCACUAUUUUCAAGCAGUUCGUUAAACACUCCUGGAGGUAUAGGUGCUACGCCGAGUCCUCAGCAAAAGGAUCAGGCUUAUAGAGACAACGUGAGACAACUGAGUAAAUACAUAGAGCCGUUACGAAGAAUGAUCGCUAAGAUGGGCAGUGAAGGAAAUGUUGAUAAGCUGAGCAAGAUGAAAAAGCUGUUGGAAGUUUUAUCGAAUCCUAGUAAACGUAUGCCAUUGGACACGUUACUGAAAUGCGAAGUUGUCUUGGAAAAAUUGGAUUUCAAAAGAGCAGAUGGCAGUGUGGGACUACCGCCAACGACAUUGAAAGAGCACCAAAUUUUUAGUCCGCUAUUGGAGGCUGUAAAUACGCAUCUUUAAAGCCCGGUAAUCAAUCAUACAUUGCAGCGUACUUUUGGAGCGUACCUGGAUGCUUUAUUUGGACCAGAAAUAAAAACUUUGCCUCCAUCAUUGAAAAAGCAAAAGAUAGAAGAACCACCCAGUGAAAUACGAGAUGUUUUACAAGGAGAAAUAGCUAGACUGGACCAACGAUUUAAGGUCAGUCUGGAUCCAGCGCAGCAAAGUGGAUCCAAGUGCAUACAAUUAAUAUGUUGGCUCGACGACCGUCAUCUUCCAUGCGUUCCACCGAUCUCAGUUACUGUUCCUGCGGACUAUCCUUCAACUCCGCCUCACUGCGUUAUGGCGCCACACAAAUACGAAGCAACAACAUUUUUGUGUGCUGUACAGAAAGCUCUGAAUGCUCGUAUCGCAAAGUUACCACGUCGGUUUUCACUCUCCCAGUUGCUGGAUACGUGGGAGAUGAGCGUUCGACAAGCUAGCGCACCAAGGGAAACAUCUGUUACUGCCAGUACGGUACUCAUGGGUUUAUAGUAUAUCUUUGUAUCAAUUUCUUUAUGUCUGUACUUCUUCAAAUUUUAUGAAGCUUAAUUAAACUGCAGAACAUACAUUUAUAUACAUGUAUAUACAUAUGUGUAAAUAGACAUGUACGGUAAUAAUAUCUGAAGUCAAUACUUUUACAAGAUCUUCGGUGACUAUUCUCAAGCAAGCAAGUUAUAAAAUGACGAAUUCUACAAAAAUUCACUUGAGAAGACAUUUGAAUUUUUUAUACCCAUCAAUAUAUUAUUAUCAUUGAAGAUCUUGUAUAAUAUAUGUGUAAACAGUGA